Messenger RNA from Pseudogymnoascus destructans, 2950 nucleotides. RefSeq names its product Exocyst complex component 5 (gene SEC10). The transcript has 2 exons. Lineage: Eukaryota; Fungi; Ascomycota; Leotiomycetes; Thelebolales; Thelebolaceae. Gene Ontology annotation, biological process: exocytosis; Golgi to plasma membrane transport. The coding region runs from base 275 to 2845 and encodes 856 amino acids. Gene Ontology annotation, cellular component: exocyst; cytoplasm. The record is from RefSeq and is a predicted model, not a curated record.
UCUUCUUCACUACGCAAGCGUCCAUUAUUUAUUGCGGUUGACAUCAGCGGUACGUGCCGAGAAUUGCUAGGCUGUUUUGGGUCGAGAUAGCUCGAGAUUGGGGUUCCGCAUGGUUUCAUGCCCAGGCCAUGGACGAUAGACGAUAGACGAUAAACACAAAUACCAGGAAACAAGUGACCCUUCAGAAUCACUGGUGAUUCCGAAACCCUAGCCAAUGCUCAGGGUCGAACAACUGCUUGUGGGAUCCUGAAGCUACUGAGCUUCUCCGGGUCCAAUGGCGGGAGCCCCUCCAACUGGCAGGUCCAUAUUCCCACGCGGGCCCAACUUCAACUUGGAGACCUUUUCGGACACAAACUUUAUUGUAAAAGAUUUUGUUGAGAGCCUCUCGGAGAGCACGAUACCGAUUAACCGGCGCUCUGCACCAGCAUCACAGCAAGCUUUCGAUCCCAAGCCUCUAAUCCGCGCGUUCGAGGGCGCAUUAUCGCAGCUUGCGACCCUAUCGGACGAUCUAGAAGAGCGCGAGACAGAGCUCCAAACAGCGGUGCGACGAGCAGAAAUCGAACAUGAGAAAACGCUGGACAGCCUUGGGAGGAAACUGGAUCAAUCUAUAAACUCGUACGAAAAACUCGAGGGAUCCUUAAACCAAGGAGGGGUACAAGAGAGCGAACGGAACAGUCAAACAGAUGCAGGAGGGAAUGUUGCCGUCCAACUCGGCGAGAAGCUAGAGGAUUUGGACAAGCAGCGAAGGCGUGCAUUGGACGCCCAGUUCUUGAUACAGUGCUGGCUCGAGGUGAGCGACACUGGCGAGCUUACAUCUUUGGAGGAGGUACGAAGACAAGGAAAUGGAGAAGGCAAAGUCCGAUGCGCCGUUAUUGCCAGACAACUCAUGAGAAUCAGCCAAAGGCUUGAUCCGAAAUCUUGGCGACAAGCAAACGCUGGAAAGAAAUCGAAGGUGUCCGUGGAUGAGCCUGAAGAGCACGGCGGAUACAACACGAAAGAGCUGAUAGAGAAGUUCUCGGAAACCUUAGAGAAGGACCUUCUCACACAGUUUGACGUAAGUUAUCGAAAGCAGAACUACGACAAUAUGAUGGAAUGCGCCAAAGUGCUACGGGACUUCAAUGGCGGUUCAAGUGUCGUUGCUUUGUUUGUCAAUCAACAUCAGUUCUUUAUCGAUAGGAACCAACUAAUUACAGAAGAGGUGGUAACUGAUGGCGACACGUGGGAACGGCUCGCAGAUCCAGACGUAGAACCCCCGGGUGUUGAACCUAGCUUGCAGUCUCUUGUUGAUGAAGUCAAAAUUGUUAUGCAGGAGGAAUCAUUCAUCAUGAAGCGCGCAUUCCCAUAUUAUGAUGUCGUGCUUGCAAAAUUUACUCAAAGAGUGUUCCAGCAAUCUAUACAACAAAGGCUGGAAAUGGUAUUGGAGAAUGCGGACACCAUCUCAUCUCUGGCAUUCCUACGGUCACUGCAUGCCUCAAGAGCCUAUAUCAACAGCCUUGUGGAAGAUUUAAAAUCACACGGCCUUACUGAGCACCCUGAUUCUUGCUCUGCGGCAACAACACUGGUGCUGGAGCAACAGGUUGAUGAGCUCUUCAUCCCCUACCUUGUUGGCUCAUCAUACAUCGAUCGAGAAUGUCAGAGUCUGGAGGAACUUUACUCCUCGUUGUUGUUCAAAUUCACCAUAUACCACUCCAGGCGGAAGAAGACUCCCACCGGGUUCAUGGCAUCAUUGGCCCAGCAGGGUACCCAGUUACUGGCGACCGCCAAAGACGCCUAUAUUGACCGACUCGACUCAUCCGAGCUCACGCCAACCCAGAAAGCCAUGAUGUUGAGAGUCGCCGGCUUAAAGGGAAAUGAAAACAAGAAUGAAAUUGAAGUCUCGGAGGAGGAUGGGGUUCUGAGCAUUCCCAAUGCAAAGCGCAUGCUAAAGUGGCUGGCGGAAGGCGUUCGAAGAGCUCUUGAGCUUAGUGGCGGCAGCGAUACCCCGAAGGAUGUCUCUGUUCUUCUGAGCAUGCUCUUGACGAGCAUGGGCCAGGUGUACGUGGAAACCGCUUUGGACGCUGCGAACGACCUAGGGUUGGCACAGGAAUCGUCCAAGGUAGAACCUGACCUUGCAUAUUUCCCAGCAUUACGACAAGCAAUCACUAUUACAAACUUGAUGAACCGAUUCAUUAACACGGUUCUCAUCCGUCUCGCUGAAACAAACACGACUGUACGUCGUGACAUGGAAAGCAAGACAAAAGAGGCCGUGAAGCGUAUGGAAGACAAGACAAGUGCCAUCAUCCAAAAGACGAUUGAUGUCGUUGCUAGUUGGGUCACCAAGGUUCUCGCUGGCCAAAAGAAAUUAGACUUCCGCCCUCGGGAUGCUGACCUCGAUAUCGGCCGUGGCGGAACCAGUUAUCUCGAGCAGCUGCAAACCCCUACGUGCGCAGCUAUCUGCACAUUUCUUACCAAGACCAACCAUGUCGCGGCUCAGGCUCUUGACGGCCAGAACUUCGAGAUUUUCAACUCCGAGCUCGCCAUCUGUAUUCGCGAUCUCCUCUUUGAACAUUUCAAGAAGUUCCAGGUUAACGCCACAGGCGGACUGAUGGUAACCAAGGACAUGUCCAAGUAUACUUCUACUCUGAAGGAGUGGCGAUUGAAGAAGGAUGUCGAGAGUAGUUUGGACAUUCUAAGCGACAUAGGUAGCAUAUUCAUUAUCGGCUCAGAGGCUCUCAGGGAGAGGUCGAAGAACAUCCAAACAGGGCCUAUGAACAAGGGCCUUGAUAAGCCGGAUUUCCGGGCCUUUGUGAGCAAGAGGGAUGAUGCGAAUAGUCUUGGCAUUCAAAAGGUGCUCGCCGGUCUAUAGAUUGGCUUAUGAUGGGUGGCGUUUGGAUAGGACUGGGGCCACGGUUGGGGGUGCAUGGCGCACUGGACACGAGAAAAAUGAUCGGUUUAACCAUUUGUAUAAAAC